AGAUAAUGAGAGCUAACAUUUAUUGAUCACAGUCGGUGCCAGGCAUUGCCGUAAGUGCAUUGUAUACGGUCUUAUUUUAUAACGAAGUCAAUUCUAUGAGAUACUUUAUAAGUCGUAAGAGUUGACAAUAAUAGACAUCUUUCAGGCCUUUGGUGUGGAUCAAGUGAGACUUAUUAGGUUCCCUUUUGAUGUUAUUAAACCUGAUGUGGCAAAUUCUAGCCAUGUCAGGAGAGCGAGCCAUUUCCGGAAAUGCACAAACGUGCACAAUGCCACGUAGGAGCGCAAAUGAUCCUCGGUCUAGUGCGGGAGACCUAAGGAGGGUCAGAUUUCCUGACAGGUGUUAAAAAUGAAUUUAUAAAACUAGCCAAUCCGGGUUUCAUUUGGGGCUACAGAAUUCAGCGCAAUCCAGCAGACAGGGACCAGGAGUUCGCAAAAACGGCAGUGUUUAUCUUAAAAAAGAGAUCCACAACAGGGAGCAGUCCAAAGAGUUCUGCCCAGAGAACGCCCGCCCUCCGCCCGAAGCCUUCCCCAGGUGUCAGGGGCCCGCGUCGUAGCCGGAGGCACUGACCUGACCACCUUCCCGAGGGCCUCCCCUCGCGUCCCCAUCGCCACCCUCACUUCCCUGACUCCACGACCCACCUUCCCUCCUCCCUCUCCCCUAAGGUGUCUACUCCCGCGACUGCAGAGCGCCCAUCUUCAAGCCCGGGCAAAACCCGGAGAGGUGGAAUCCCUCUCCCGGAGCGCCCCGGCGGCCACUGGGCAUGCUCCGUCGUCAGGCAGGUUCGGGGCUGGGAGCAGCUUGUGCGCCUCGCGGAUUCCUCCUGCGGCCGCGCGUCCUCCGCCUCGCGAGCAGCGAGCGGACGCAUGAUGGCGGCCGCGGCGGGGAGCGCCAGCGGCGGCAGUAGCGGCGGCGGCCGCGGCGGCAGCAGCAGCAGCGACACGUCCAGCACGGGCGAGGAGGAGAGGAUGCGGCGCCUCUUCCAGACGUGCGACGGCGACGGCGACGGCUACAUUAGCAGAAACGACUUGCUGAUGGUGUGUCGCCAAUUGAAUAUGGAAGAGUCUGUGGCGGAGAUCAUGAACCAGCUGGGCGCAGAUGAAAACGGCAAGAUUUCCUUUCAAGAUUUUACAAGAUGCCGCAUGCAGCUCGUCAGGGAAAUCCGGAAGGAGGAAGUAGGCCUUUCGGAGAGGUCAGACAACUCCUGUAAGAAGAAAAAGCUGAGGGAUAGAAUUGCCUCCUGGCCCACGAGCAGUGACAACAGUCUGGGUGCUGUAUCAGCAGCCAGGGAGAGCUGGGAAUACGACUCCGGUGCCAGGGACCUCCAGAGCCCGGACUUACAGACUCAGUCAGCCCUACAGAAGCUUCUGGAGUAUGGGGGGAGCUCUUGGCACCAGCAGGCUGCCGCUCUCCACAAGCUGCUUGCACAGUCCCCGCGUUUUGGCAGCUCUGUAGGAGGCAGCUAUCUGGAGCUGGCCAACACGCUCCACUUGGCAGCCCUGGCAUCACUCAAGGGGGAUAUAGUGGAGCUUAAUAAACGUCUGCAGCAAACGGAGCGGGAACGGGACCUUCUGGAAAAGAAGUUGGCCAAGGCACAGUGUGAGCAGUCCCACCUCAUGAGAGAGCAUGAGGACGUCCAGGAGCGAACGACACUUCGGUACGAGGAACGCAUCACUGAACUCCACAGCAUCAUUGCGGAGCUCAAUAAGAAGAUAGACCGUUUGCAAGGCACCACCAUCAGGGAGGAAGAUGAGUACUCAGAACUGCGAUCAGAACUCAGCCAGAGUCAACACGAGGUCAAUGAGGACUCCCGCAGUGUGGACCAAGACCAGACCUCCGUCUCCAUCCCUGAAAACCAGUCCACCAUGGUCACUGCAGACAUGGAUAACUGCAGUGACCUGAACUCGGAACUGCAGAGGGUGCUGACGGGGCUGGAGAACGUUGUCUGCUGCAGGAAGAAGAGCAGCUGCAGCCUCUCCGUGGCGGAGGUGGACAGGCACAUCGAGCAGCUCACCACGGCCAGUGAGCACUGUGACUUGGCUAUUAAGACAGUGGAGGAGAUCGAGGGGGUCCUUGGCCGGGACCUGUACCCCAACCUGGCUGAAGAGCGCUCUCGAUGGGAGAAGGAGCUGGCUGGGCUGAGGGAAGAGAAUGAGAGCCUGACUGCCAUGCUGUGCAGCAAAGAGGAGGAGCUGAACAGGACCAAGGCCACCAUGAACGCCAUCCGCGAGGAGCGCGACCGGCUGCGGAGGAGGGUUCGAGAGCUUCAAACUCGACUACAGAGCGUGCAGGCCACAGGCCCCUCCAGCCCUGGCCGCCUCACUUCGGCCAACCGCCCCGUUAACCCGAGCACCGGAGAGCUGAGCACGAGCAGCAGCAGCAAUGACAUUCCCAUUGCCAAGAUUGCCGAGAGGGUGAAGCUGUCAAAGACCAGGUCCGAAUCUUCGUCGUCAGAUCGGCCUGUCCUGGGCUCUGAAAUCAGCAGCAUAGGGGUAUCCAGCAGCGUGGCAGAGCACCUGGCCCACUCUCUUCAGGACUGCUCCAACAUCCAAGAGAUCUUCCAGACACUCUACUCCCAUGGAUCUGCCAUCUCGGAAAGCAAAAUUAGAGAGUUUGAGGUGGAAACGGAACGGUUGAACAGCCGUAUCGAACACCUCAAAUCCCAGAAUGACCUUCUGACUAUAACCCUGGAAGAGUGCAAAAGCAAUGCUGAGCGGAUGAGCAUGCUGGUGGGAAAAUAUGAAUCCAACGCCACCGCACUGAGGCUGGCCCUGCAGUACAGUGAGCAGUGCAUCGAAGCCUACGAACUCCUCCUGGCGCUGGCAGAGAGUGAGCAGAGCCUCAUCCUGGGGCAGUUCCGGGCAGCCGGUGUGGGGUCAUCUCCUGGAGACCAAUCAGGGGAUGAGAACAUCACUCAGAUGCUCAAACGAGCUCACGACUGCCGGAAGACAGCCGAGAAUGCCGCCAAAGCCCUGCUCAUGAAGCUGGAUGGCAGCUGCGGAGGGGCCUUUGCCAUGGCUGGCUGCAGUGUGCAGCCCUGGGAGAGCCUGUCCUCCAACAGUCACACCAGCACCACCAGCUCCACAGCCAGCAGCUGCGAUACAGAGUUCACUAAGGAAGAUGAGCAGAGGCUGAAGGAUUAUAUCCAGCAGCUCAAGAACGACAGGGCCGCAGUCAAGCUGACCAUGCUGGAGUUGGAAAGCAUCCACAUCGAUCCUCUUAGCUACGAUGUCAAGCCCCGGGGAGACAGCCAGCGGCUAGACCUGGAAAACGCGGUGCUGAUGCAGGAGCUGAUGGCCAUGAAGGAAGAGAUGGCCGAGCUGAAGGCCCAGCUCUACCUCCUGGAGAAAGAGAAGAAGGCCCUGGAGCUGAAGCUGAGCACACGGGAGGCCCAGGAGCAGGCCUACCUGGUGCACAUCGAGCACCUGAAGUCCGAGGUGGAGGAGCAGAAGGAGCAGCGCACGCGGUCCCUCAGCUCCACCAGCAGCGGCGGCAAGGACAAGGCUGGCAAGGAGUGUGCUGAUGCCACCUCCCCAGCUCUGUCUCUGGCUGAACUAAGGACGGCGUGCAGUGACAGCGAGCUGGCUGCGGAGUUCGCCAACGCCAUCCGUCGGGAAAAGAAGCUAAAGGCCAGAGUUCAAGAGUUAGUGAGUGCCUUGGAAAGACUCACCAAGAGCAGUGAAAUCCGACACCAGCAAUCAGCAGAGUUUGUGAAUGACUUAAAGAGAGCCAACAGCAACCUGGUGGCUGCCUAUGAAAAAGCAAAGAAGAAGCAUCAAAACAAACUGAAGAAGCUGGAGUCUCAGAUGAUGGCCAUGGUGGAGAGGCACGAGACCCAAGUGAGGAUGCUCAAGCAGAGGAUAGCUCUGCUGGAGGAGGAGAACUCGCGGCCACACACCAACGAAACUUCACUUUAAUUGGCACUCAGACUCUCAAGCUCUGCUCGUGGAAGCUAAACUCUAGCAGGUCACUGAGGAGAGAGGGGCGCUGGGGGACAGAGGACCUGUUGGGAGAACGAAGAAAGGGGAGAUUGGCAGGUAGGUCAGCACAUGGACAGUGAAGUGCCCUGGUCUCAGCCCUGGUGACACCACAUAGACUACCCAGAGGAUGCUGCUUCUCCCCUCUCGGGCCUUGGACAGUGUGGGAACACCUGCCAGGCAUGCCGGCUCCACAGGCUGUGCUUUUGCUUUCAGCACUGGCUGUCACUCUCUCACCUUUUCUGUUCUGAAAGUUGUGUGUGGCUGGUAUAACUUGGGUAUUGUCUGUUUUUUAAGAUUUUCCAUUCUUUUUUUUUUUUUCUCUCCUUUUAGUAGACCACAGCCUUACCUCUGACGUCCCCAGUGUAUCUUCUUUCCUUCUUCUUCAGGGGAAAACUAAUGGGGUGGGGGUGGGGGUGAGCAUCUAGAAGAACUGCUCAUUUGUUUAUUGCAACCAGGCUUUGGUUUUCAAAUCCCACAUAUCACUAAGGUGUUCUGGGAGGUAGAUCACAGGCAGAUGGCACACAGGUGUUACUUACAGGCACGGGUAUGUCGAAGCCACAGGUAGAACAGCUGGGACUGAAGAGUUCUGUGUGGGAUCAGGAAGACCCAUUAUACUUAAUCUCAGCCCCAGGCAUUAGCUAACUGCCUGAGUCCAAGCUUGUCCACAUGAGUACACACAGAGCUCUGGACCUGCCUCUGCUCCUCUAGGGCAAGAGGCAGGAUGCUGAGGAGGUGUUGUUUUGCAGGCCAACCCCACCUACUUAAGAGAUUUUUACUGCAGCGCCAGUUCAAGACUUCAGACCCAUUAAAGGGUGAAGGGAGGGCAAGGGGAAGGGCACGGUCGCUGAGGCCUCAGACAUGGCGAUGGUCACCAUGUGGUGCCUCGGCAGGUGACAUGUCCAGCAAAAUGCUGACAGAACUGAGCAGGGCCAGAGUACCUGAAUUCUUUCAGGAAGGUCUUCCAUCUUAAAUGCAUCCUUCUCUUUCUACUGUAACCUUCUCUGUUUCACUUUGUUUUUCAAUUCUUCCAUCCCUGCCCUACACUGACCGAUACAUUGUAGAGGACCACUUGCCAUUUGAGUCCCUGUGCCCAUACGCUGUUUUCCAAGGGCAUGGCACAAGUUCCUCCGCCUUUUCUGCAUGGUGGGGAAGGAUGUCUUAGCCACCACCUCAGAAGGCAGAGCAGUUCUGUCCCCAAAGCAACCACCCUUCCCUCUCAGGCCAGCAGUGAGGCUCCCCAUCUUUAAAAAAAAAAAAAAAAAAAAAAAAAAAUCAACUGGUGUGUGUGCGAAGGGCCUGGCUUUGGGAUGAUUUGAUUGCUGCCAAGUACCAUUUCUCCCAAGUCAGGCAAACUUGGUUCUUGUCAGUGAUAUUCAGUCACCUUUUACUCUUUGGAUAAAGCUUCACUUUGUUAUAAGAAAAAAUUUAGGAGUUCCCGUCGUGGCUCAGUGGCUAACAAAUCCAACUAGGAACCAUGACGUUUCAGGUUCAAUCCCUGGCCUUGCUCAGUGGGUUAAGAAUCCGGUGCUGCCAUUAGCUGUGGUGUAGGUCACAGCUGUGGUGUAGGUCACAGAGGCAGCUCCGAUCUGGCGUUGCUGUGGCCCUGGUGUAGGCUGGCAGCAACAGCUCAGAUUAGACCCCUAGCCUGGGAACCUCCAUAUGCCAUUGGGUACAGCCCUGAAAAAAGGACAAAAGACCAAAAAAAGAAAAAUGUGUGCAAAAAAAGGUGCAAUGGACAAAAUCAUGGUUUUCCCCAUUUUUCCAGCUUGCCCAGGGAAAAUGUCCUCCCUAAGCAAACUGGGCUAUGCAAAGCAGGGAACCAGUCGUGGCUUUCUCUUGUGUGACUGAACAGGCAUCAGAACAGAUGGACGGUUUUCAUUUUUACCAACGUUGAAAAGUAGAGCGGACCCAGGAAUUAACAUCCUAUUUGCUGAGCUGUCUACCAUGCUUGCUCCAAGUGAAAACAGAACCUGCUCUAGGGGCAUGGAACGCCUCCAGACCCGCAAAGUCUCGGCCCCUCCACUAUGAGCCCCAGUAUUACUGAUCCUACUUGGCCUCAUUCUGAGUUUAUACUUCAACAUAAUCCUUGCAGAUAAGUGGUGAUGGGGUGAAAACUCUUUCCCUGGCAAAACUGUUACUUAUGUAUAGAAUAAAAGCUAUUAAAUAGUUGAUUACCUUUCCUUGUAUUUUUCACCUACUCUUAAUCCUUGUUGAAGGUGAACUUCCAGGCACUUGAUUACUAUGCUAAUUGCAGGGCUUAAGAAAACCGCAUUGAUUAAAAUAAAUGAUUGCAGGUGCCUGGAUCAUUUUGUUUAUAACCAAAAUUUUUCUUUCUAAAUAGGAGCUGGUUUAUAUCAACAUCUCCAUCAGAGGUAAACAAUGAUCCUGAUUAUAACCUGUACAAGGUUAAAAAUGUUCAGACUUUAAUUUUUUCAUUUUCCCCAGUGGUUACCCAUUUUAGGCAGUCACCUUUGCUGUUCAGACUUUAAUCUCUGGUUCUUAGAUAAAUAGGCAUGAGAAGAUGGACCCAUUGCACCGUUGCUUUGGAGAAUAAGUGGGCCUAUCAAGCGGAUCUGAUGUUCUGCCAAACCCCAUGUGCACCAAACUGCCAUGGACUUGUAGGCGGUAAGAUUCCCCCUUUGAGAUUUACACCAAAAAUCACUUAUGACUAAGGAUCUUACAUGAUCAGACAGUUGGGAUUUAGCAUGACCUUGAUCCCGCAGAGGUACACCAGAUAUUUUAUCCUUGUCAGUGCAGGUAAUUAACUGUUUGAUAGUCACUCUCAUCUGCUGACAUGUCAGGUUUCUGAAGUCACUAUCCAUGCUGCCUGAAACUGGAAUAGUAGGAUAAUAAAAAAAAUUAAGUGCCAGUGAAACAUAAUUGCUUAAUUCUCCUUUGAGAUGAUGCAUUCCUAUGAGCCUGGAGCGAUACAUUUUACAGGACAACCUCUGAGAACUGGACAUUCUAUUCCACAGAGCCAGUCCAAAUAAGGCUCUCUUUUUAGGAUGAGCAGAGCAGAGAUUUUACUUUUCUAAGAUAAACUUGAAAUUACUGGCUAGUCCCCUGGUUCCCAGCUGCAUACAGGUUACAUCAUUUUAAAUGAGGGAAAAAAAAAAAUGCCUCAGUUACCUGAUCUGCACUGGACUGCCUAGGUCGUUGGCAUGACUUGUUAACUAUAACCCACAUAAAUUAUUCUUUAAUCAAACAUCUAACAGCUCUCAAGAGUUUGCGGUAUUGUGCUUAUAUUUUAAGUGAAAAUGAAAAAGACUACAGAAGACACCCAAACUUUUAUUAAUAACUUCUGAAAGUCGUAAUUUUUUUCCAUAAAAUUUUAAACUAUUCACAAAUUUGUAACAGUAUGUCUUACCAAUGAAACUAUAUAGAGAGAAAAGAUCAUGUUUGGUAAGUUACAGCUGCACCUAUUUCUAAAUGCAGCAAAUAGCAUUUAAUUAAAAAGUAGUCUUAAGGGGAGAGAAUUCUGAUUGAAAUUUCUGUAUUGAAUGUAGUGAGAAUACAACCCAUAGGGCUGCCAAGGUUCUGGGAGGAAAGAAGCAUAAGUGACAUUUAGUUUUUCUGCUAUAAGUGAGUUUGGUAAAACAAUGCCAAAAGAAAAAAACCCUGAAAAAACCAUGUAGCAAUUAUUUUUCUCUUUCGCCAAUGGAAUGGCCUAUUUGACAAGAAAUGAUGCAAUUACAACCUUUCACUGAGGCUUGCUGGGCACUAGUUUGUAGAGGCAUCGAUUGUUACAAAACACAAAUUAGGCCUCUGCUAACACACAAUUCUUAUGAAGUCUAUCCAAGUCCUGUUCUAGUUCAUUGAAAUCUUAUGUUCGCAUGGGCCAGGCUGAAGCUAGCUCUGAACCUGUCACCUUCUGAAGCUUCUGUUUCACACACUUGAAGUUACUUUCUAACUAACUACACUUGUACUCACUAGUAGAUGUAUGACUAUGGUUGCCAAACACUAAUUUUUUAGAAUUGGCGCCCUAAUUAAUGCUGGCUACAGCCACCAGAGCAUCACUGAGUACUCAGUGGCCAUUAAAUAAUUAAGGACAUGGAAAAGGAUACAAGUUGAAUAGCAGCUGUUCACAUAUUCUUAUUUUGCUAAUUCUUAUGUAAAGAAACAAACAUAGACUCACAGACAACUAUUAAAUUUCUGGUGAUGGGUUAUACUGGAUAAACUGUCACACUGCAUGUGAGUGAGAUUUUGCACGUGACCAAGAUAAGACAUCCUUCUGUCCUAAGAACAGCAACUGCUAUUGGGUAACUAUAUCCAUACCCAGUAGUACUGAUUUUUCCAGUCAAGGCAGCUAUAACCUCACUCAUCCACUAAUCAUCUGAAAUAGCAGCUCAGCAGUACAGAGCAAGCUAGAGACAAAAUUCCCUCCCACUGAUGACCUGCUUAUUUGUUCUGGCUCUCCUGUUCACUUUUGCACUUUUUUGCAAAUCAAAUCCAUGUGGAGAAUGUUCUGUUUGUAGAACUCUUGAGUAUUCACUUACAGUUAGUGCUCAUGUCAGGACGGCCAGGUGAAUGGGAACCCAUAGUAAUCCGCUUCUGUCUAAACCCAAUGCAAAGAUGCUGAAACACGUUCACUUCUAAACAGUUUUUAGACAUUGUCAAGACUUAUUUUUACUUUGCAUGAGAUUUUAGUUUCCUAUUAUUUGAAAAUGUGCUACUUUUAAGCCGCUUGAAUGUACUGUCAGUUAUUAAAGCACAUGCGUCUAAGUUUGCAUUUGUCAGUAUUGUUCUGCUGUUUGUAUUAAAAUCUCAUUUUAAAGUUGCCAUUUAACACUGUACUAUAUAUACCUUGUAAUUUUUUAGAUUCUUCACUUGUAGGCUUUAAAUGUUUCCAGAUGCCUUUAGUUUUUAGCUGCUGUAAAAGAGCUUUGUGUUAUUUGAUAUAGAAUUGUUUAAAAAAAAACUUCAUUUAUUUAUACAGAGACAUUUAUAAUAUUUUACAAACAUUCUUAUAUUCUGAAUAAAUAUUUCUAAUUCCAAUGACGUGCUUAAACUGUGUUCAAUGACUUUUACGGCUGUCCUUCUACACUGCUGUUUGUCUAAUGCCAAACAAACAUCACAGAUUUGAUAUUUACAUCAAGAGCCCCCGUCAAUGGAGUUCCUGUUGUGGCUCAGAGGUAACCAUCCAUGAGGACUCAGGUUCGAUCCCUGGUCUCCCUCAGAGGGUUAAGGCUCUGGUGUUGCCAUGCGCUGUGGUGUAGGUCACAUACGUGGCUCAGAUCCCAAGUUGCUGAGGGGUAGGCCAACAGCUGCAGCCCGAAAUAGACCCCUAACCUGGGAACUUCCAAUAUGCCUCAAGUGUGGCCCUAAAAAGACCCAAAAAAGCCGGGGGGGGGGCACCUGUCAAAUCAGGGAACUACACAUAGCCAACAGCCAAAGGUUAAAACGGCCAACAGCUAAAGAAAACUCAUGUAUCACCACUUUCUACUGGGCUGUGUCAAAUUUGGUAUAAAUGUGAGAGUUUAUCUACCAAAGGAUCUGGAUUUUUUUUCUUUUAAAAAAUUACUGAACGAGGGCCUAUAAUAGCAAACUGCAAGGUCAGGAGAGAUGGAGCCAGCUCUGCAAGGUGUCUGCUAGACGAGUGUCACUACAGUGCUGCCACUCCUCCUUAGCAAAGAACCUUUGACAGUAAGAGCGUUACACCCUGGUCACUCUUUCCGAAAGUUUGCUAUAAUAUAGCUGAGGUCCCCAGUAGAGAAGAAUGUUGCUUUCACUCCUGAGAGCCAAAGACUGUCAAGCAGUCUAUUCAGAAAACCUGGUUCUAAGAAUACAAAUUUAAGAAUUGUUGGAUUUUAUGUAUCUAAUUAACACACACUAUAAUCUUGCUUUUAAAAAGCAACGCCCAAACCAUAAAGUGAGAUGGAGAAUACAUAACAGUUACUUUCCUUUUUGCUCACAAUCCUUCAUGUAAACACACCUUUGUCUCAUAUCUGUCAUUUUUUUUUUUGGUCCCAAGAGAUUCAACCAAAAUAUGAGAACCUGAAACCUACAAGUACCAGUAGCAGAAGCCAGGUUAAGGUAGUAAUUAAAACUGCCCACGCAGCAAAAUUUAUUGAUAUUGCACUACAGAUUCUAAUUUUAACACGAUAAUGUUUUUUACAGAAAGCCAAUAUUUGAACAAUCAACUGUAAAGAUGUUGUAAAAUACAAAGGAAACUUCCAUCAUUCAAACUGCAUUUUUUAAGAUAAAAGGUUUUUCAUCUCUCAACUGGUGUUAUUUACAUCAAAAGAGCUUUCAAAAAGAGCACAACUGUUAAGACAUAGGACUUCAUUCAUUUUCUCAGUGGAGAGUACAGCUAGCAUUUCUAGUCAACUUUGGAAGUGCAUUCAUCCUGCAAACUUGUAAAUUCCUGAUUCAUAAACAAGUCACUAGAAAUCCUUUACUUAUGAUGAACACAACCAAUGUAAGUGAUAAUCAGUCCUCACCCUUUCAUUAACACUGAGGGAAAGCUAGUCUUCAGUCAGAAUGCAUUAAGCCCAGAAACACAAUAUUGUUCUAAAGGGAUCAAUUCAUAUAACUACAAGGUGUACCCAACAGGUGUUUGGGGGGUCCUUUUCUGCUUUUCCUAAAUGUUUGACAAUUUAUUAAAACAAGCACCAAGAACUUCAUUACCACCAAAGACAGAAUGAAUGGUUUACUUACUCAGUCUUUCUCUAAACAUUAAAAUGCCCUAGAAGAUAAAGUAAUAAAAUGCUUCUAAAAUUAAGGCAAAAAUUACAUGUUAAAUCAUUUUACAUGAGACAAAAAUUGUUACUGAAUAAACUUGACAAAUCUAUCACAUUUACUCUAAAGUCCAGUUUUCUCAACUGAAUAUCGUGUUUAGUGAAACCAUUUCAAUUUUUUUCUACCAGACUUUGUAGGUCCCAAAUAAUUUGUUCAACAUGACCUUCACCUUUUUUCAGACUAAAACCUACUCCCAAGAAAACUGUUUUAAGACUACAUAUUUUCCAUGAACAUUACCUAGUGUCCACAGCAUCAAAAACACAUCAAAUCUCGUUUUGAAAAUAGGCAGGGAAUAAAAAGAAAUCAAUUCUUAUCUUUCCCAUCCAAACUUAACCCUUAUCUUGGUGGUCAAAUGAAAAACAAUCUUAGAUAAGAGGAUUUCACCUAAGUUAGUUAACACAUGAAUCAUAAUUCCAUUUGAUUAAUCAUUUUAUUCUGAAAUAAGACUUUUAAAUGUCCACUAAAGCCAACAGGUAAAAUUAAAAAUCUGAGUUACGUGUCAAUACUUAACGAAUAUGAACUUUUAUAAAGUAUUAAGCUAAUACACAAAAUUCAGAAACAAUUAUAAGAAAAAAUAUACUGUGUAUAUAUAUAUAUAUAUAUAUAUACACCAAAUAUAUAUAUAUAUCUGCAAAAUAGUUCAUGGUUUUAUUUUCCUUCCCUAUUUAUUACUGAAGAAAAAUGGUUUAUAAUAUUUAAAAAAUGGAAGUCAGGUUAGCUGUCCUAACUAUCCUGUCCUAACUUUAAAAUAAGCAAAAACGUAGCAUUAAAGAAUUGGUUCUUCGGACUCUUGCAUUUGAAAUUAAAAGGUACUUGUGCAAGAUCCAAACACAAACCUCAAAUAUCCAGCAGAGACAGCAGUGCCCUAGGACAGUAGUGAAGUGCACAAAGAAACUGCAGGUCUGUCUUUUGUGCUUUUCUAUCAGUGCAUAUCAUACAUUUAAGACAUGAAGAGUCCAAGUCCACCGAUACUUAUUUGUUCCAAAAGUAUUAACGCAUCUAAUCAACCAAACUGCUAAGGAAUAGUUACUACCUUUCUUAAUUUCGGUCAGAGUUCAGAACCUUUGCUUCCAUUUGCUGCCACCCAUAGUCUCUUCCUAAAUAUCACAAAAGCAUAAUAAGCGAAGAUACCAUUUUACAAAGAAUUUUCUAAUUUCCUAAAGCUUGAGAAAUGACCAACAAUGAAGAUUUGUGCCCAAAAUGUUUCAUACCAUAGUCUGCAGCUAUAUAUAGACUGUUUUAGAACCUCCGAGUCGAUGAAUUAUAAGUACAUGAAAAUAAAAUGCUACAUUCUACCUCAAAAAGAAAACAACCUAGAAAUGUUAACUAAGACUUCUCCAAGAUGAAGGACCAGCAGAACAUUGUCCACUUUGCCCUAGCAUUACACGGUCUUCUUUGUUCCCAAACCAAUGUGAUAGCUACCUGUAUGAGAGACUAAAAAUAGCAAAGGUGUCUACAGUUCUCCUGUUUAUGGCCAAAGGGGGUCAAAGUCAAGAUGCAAUCACUGCUCGAAAAUGUCCACAGUGGCAGUCACCAUUUAGGGGAUGCAUCGCUGGAAAAAUUUAAAGAAAAAAAAAAUUUUUAACAGAAAGUCAUGCGGUGGGAGUGGAGGGUCCCCACCAGGCAGACUCAAUGGCAUCUUUCUGACCAGUCACCCCAAGAAAAAGGAUUAAACAAACAACAGGUCUCCAAAUAGCACUCACCAGACAGAGGCCAAUAACCAAGAGAACACCCAAACACCAAAACAGCAGCAAAUGUUCAGGACCUUAUUCUCAUACUGGACUCAAGGACUAAAGGCUACUAAGAGGAAGGUCCAUUUGAAACAAAGUUACAAACAUAGGCAACUGACUUAGGCAUUCAACCUCUUUCCUACUGAGAGCACACACUAUAUAGCUAAUGCAAGCACCUUGUUAAAGUGAAUUCGUCUUCAGAUUGUGCUUUUAUAUACCAUCCUCUCUGCCAACCAUAGAAGACCCAAGUGGAACGGAAUCUCCUUGCUGGUGGUUUCAUAAAUCUGAGACCCCAGAUUAAAGAGCGAAUUAUGAACAUUUCUGAAGAUAUAACUCUCAUACUUCAUCAUAGUUUUUGUUAACGCCUCUCUGUACCUUAUGUUGAAGUCUCAGCAACUAUGCCUGCAGAAGCCAGACCUUCAAAGUCCACUCCCAUGCAGGGAGGUAGCUUUACUCUGUUCCCUAGCUACAGACCACUAUUUUAGUAAUAAAUACUGUCUGUCACAAGGAAACCAGAUGGAAAGGACCACCAUUCAGGACAAAUGGAUUACUACCAUGUGAAGAGACUGAUUAUGGCUGUGUGUGCUCUGGGUUAUGUUCCUGUAAGAAAGCAGCGUAGUUUAGCAUGGCUGGAGUUGUGAAGUAUCAUCAGCACAGGAUCCACAGACUCCAAAACACUGAUCUUGAAGGUGAGGAAAACUUCAGAUCUACUGGGUGGCUUGGCAACCAUACUUAGAAAAAAUUACACCCAGAGCCAGAAAACGCUUGGUAAUGGCCACAUAUAUUAAUCUCUGCUUGGAUGUGGCAAUGACCACAUUUCUGGCACUCAAUAAUUCAUUUUACCUUCUAAAAUUUCUUUCUUAUGUUUUCUUUGCCCGGCAAUGAUAGCUAUCUUCUCCCUUCUUCAGGGCACUUUUGUUCUGUAAUAUAAACUUAUCAUACUUUUUGAAGCUGCAAUCCAGAAGGGUACUGUGAACAGCAUGAGACACAGCCAAUACUGUCCAUCUGCAGUCUGCCACCUUUAUGACAGAGAGGUACAGUCUUCAUCAGCAACUCAAUUCUAAGAAGAAAAAGAUGCUGAGAAAACCCAUCAUAAUCUCAUUUUUUAGAAUUUUUGGUAACUAUAUAUAUGCAUUUUAAAGUCUCAGGACAGAAUACAAAAUAAGGAACAUUAAGUAGGCUUUACCAAACUAUCAGGAAUAAGGUUUAACAAAAUUGUUAUUUUACUAACACCCGUUUACCAAGAGACAAGUACUUAAACAUAAAGGAUAUUGAUACCUUCAGGCAAAACAAGAGUUUGUCUUCCUUAUCAUUAAUCUAAAGUUACAACAAUACAUAUGACCCCUUCCCCAGGCUAGAAAAUAAUCCCAGUCAAAACUGCAAGGGAACACUUAUUUUCCUUUAAACAGAAAACUUUUUAAUGCAUCUGACCUUUUAACUAUGAUUAAUAUGCAAAGAAAAUACUGCCUCGGAGAAUACAGACACAACAGAUGCCGAUCAAAAGACUCUGAACGAGUAAGACGGAAAUCCACUGGUACAAAAAUAAAGAUAAAAAGCUAAGAGAUGCUAUAAUAAGAAAAAUAACUUGGCAAAAAGUCUAAUUUAACUGACUUGGCUUCUUACUGUUCAAGUUAACUGUUAGAAACAAAAAGCAAGGGAAGAGGUAAUGAAAUACUUUUAAUUUCUUUUUAAUGCACACAUUGUCAGACCUGAACUUUUCUAAAAACCACCACAUUGUAUUAAGUGUUAGAAGAAUUUAAUCCUUGUGGAAGGAGGUUUGUUUUUUAAUAUUAACACACAAAUUACUAAAAACCUAAAAUAUAACAACCCCAUCUCAGUGAUGUAAUUUCACCAUAUACAUCUUAAUCAUCUGUACUAAUUGAUACUUAGUUCAAAGCAGCAAGCAGUGACCACCAUGCCUAUAGCAAACUCACCUUUAUAUAUAACCAAUCCAACUUAAUCUUCAAACAUCUUCAAUCAAAUUUCACCCAUGCUAAAAGAGUUCUAUUAGGUUCUCAGACUUCCAUGUUCAUGUCUCAGGAGAGCAUCAGGUUUGAAAUCUUAAAUCCAUUCAUUUUCUAUUUCUGAAUAAAAGUCUGUGAAAGCAUGUAAACUUGACCUCUAUGCUCUGGAUUACAAUGGUUAAGGACAAAAACAAUUCAUUGAACAUCUUAACAAAUCAUUACAGUUAUACAGAAAAGCACCUAAGAAAUUUUUUAAAAAUAAAAGAUUCACAGUGCACUGAACCUUGGAACAUAGAAGGUCGGAAGAUUAGAACAUUUAAAAAGUGGAUUCAAGGACCUAUUUCUCUCUCAAACACAUGAAACAUAAAGCCAACACAACUACUUUUCUUAGCUAGCUUCUUAAAAUGCAGCACACAGAAUUAAAGUAUUGCAUAUUCAGUAUACUUCUUUAUUACAUGAUUUCUUCAAACCAUGCUAAGAUUUCUCAAAUGAGAAAUCUAGUUCUGUGCUAAUCAUGGCCUUUCCCAGGGUAACCUGAACACUGAGAAACUAAUAACACAGGUUCAAGGGAAUAAGUAUAGCAGAUGUACAAAAAACAGGUACAUCCAACUUAUCCAUUUUCUGCAUAGUUUAGUCACAUCACACACACCAACUCCAACUCAUCUUUUAACUUUUUCUUUUUGGCCGCACCCGCAGCACGUGGAAGUUCCCGGGCCAAGGAUUAAACCCACACCACAGCAACGACCUGAGCUGCAGCAGUGACGAUGCCAGAUCCUUAACCCACUGAGCCACAAGAGAACUCCUCUUUUAACAUUUUUUUAAAUCUCAAACUGUCAAGAGAGCUGAAAGCCUCAAGUCACCAAAGUCCCAUCCCAACAAAAACCCUUAUUUUGUUCCACAGUGCAUUAAAUGAAGCAGCACAACAGCAAUAAUAUUUAAUCAUAGUUUAACUACCAUAAUUGAAAAGAAAUAAUUUGUUGGUUCUUUUUUUUUUGGCCGCACUCACAGCACACAAAAGUUCCCAGGCUAGGGACAAUGCAGGCCACUAGGGAACUCCCAAUUUGUGGGUUCCUGAAAAGGCUCAAUACCAUUAGAGGCCAUACUUCUGGUAAGGAACUCUAUAAUCUCUACUGCUUUAGUAUCGAGAGCUGAAAAUCCAACUCGAGGCACCAGAAAGACUGACCAAAGCACUCACUUAAAAAAAAAAAA
Messenger RNA from Sus scrofa (pig), 15619 nucleotides. RefSeq names its product MCC regulator of WNT signaling pathway (gene MCC). Gene Ontology annotation, biological process: negative regulation of canonical Wnt signaling pathway. The record is from RefSeq and is a predicted model, not a curated record. NCBI's taxonomy places the organism in Eukaryota, Metazoa, Chordata, Mammalia, Artiodactyla, Suidae. Gene Ontology annotation, molecular function: calcium ion binding. Gene Ontology annotation, cellular component: cytoplasm.